AUGAACAGCGUACUGUCGACGUUGACGUGGGGCACCUGGGAUGACUCUGAAUGGGGCCUCACAAAAGAUGCAACACCAGCCUUUAUCGCCACUGCUACUAUUCGCAAACUGCGUAGAAAGGGGCUGCAGGCGCCCAAAAACUCGCAGCUUUGGUUCGAGGAGCUACUGGAACGCGUAGAGGGCACAUCGUUCGGCUGCAGUAAAUCCUGCUAUCACUGCAACCCACUCAAGUGUCUGCACAUAUCGGAAAAGACUUGUAUUGAGAUACAACAAGAGGGCAUCCCCUGGGCGGAUCUACCGGACGGAAUCCACCCGCAAGAUGGCAAACUGCCAGCAGAGCGAGCAAGGAACAAGAGACAGCAAGUGGACAACCUCGCAGUUUUCUUGCGACGCAUUUUGAGGCCAGGCGAUGUGGUUGUGGAGUUCUGCGCAGGGUCUGGAUACGUGGCACUACCGCUUGCUUGUCUCUUUCCACAGUGCAAAUUUGUCCUGCUUGACAAGAAGGAGCCUUCACUUGCAAUCGCUAAGGAGCGUAUUGCUGCUGCCCAGUUGACCAACGUGGAGAUUUUCUGCGGCUUCAUCGAUGACUAUCAUAAGCCGUUCGAUGUGGGUAUUGCACUCCACGCUUGCGGGGAGGCCACCGAUAUGGUGAUGCAGAAAUGCCUCGCGGAACGAGCCGCCUACGUGCUAGCUCCGUGUUGUGUCGGCAAAAUCAAGCUAAGCGAGCUGUCUUACCCUCGUUCUGCCGCCUUGGCUGCUGAGCUCUCACGCACCGAGUACGAAGUGCUAGCGAAGGCUGCAGACUUCGGUCACUCGAGCAACACUACUGUGGCGCACAGCGACAUUAAUCGUAGACGUCGACGCUGCAAGACGCUCCUUGAGAGUGAUCGCAACAUGCGUGCAGAGGAGGCGCAGUACGACACGUCCAUGUUUGUUAUGUACCCGCCUACUGCCACGCCAAAGAACGACGUACUGGUGGGAAUACCACGAAAUCUCACGGCCGAGCAAGGCGACAGACUGUUCCAACUCGAGUGCGAGGCUGUUCUAUCGACGGACGCACUGGUACGCAAAGCAAUGCUCGGCGCAUAG
Molecule: messenger RNA, 1089 nt
Organism: Phytophthora infestans T30-4
Lineage: Eukaryota; Oomycota; Peronosporomycetes; Peronosporales; Peronosporaceae
Product: glutathione S-transferase C-terminal domain-containing protein, putative
Exons: 4
Coding region: 1-1089 (362 amino acids)
Source: RefSeq, a predicted model, not a curated record